CGUCGCGUAGCGGCUAUGGUGGUGGUACGGUAUCGCUUAGAUCACUGUAGCUGCACGCCGGUGCUUGUUGAUUCCGUGGUCCACGCUGGCUGACCAGCAUCGCUCAUCGUGAUUUCUCCUUCUCCACACGUCUCACGUACAUCUCUCCGCGUUUUUCGUCCUCUGCCUUGAGAGAUAAGAGGUUGUGGAUUCCACGGAGAGUGGGUGUGUUGCAAGAAGUUGCCUCCGACUUUUAGCAGGAGCAGAUCCGCAAGGGAAGAGACAAGAUGGGAUCGGAAUGUGAAUUUGCGCUUAAGCCGCAUUCGGCGAUCGAGAGAGGGAAGCCGUUCCUGCUCAUCAUCAUGGACGGCUGGGGAGAGAAUUUGGAGGAUGACUACAAUGGCGUUCACAUGGCGGGCACAGGCUUCCUGAAAUCGUUGAAGACGGGGUAUCCCGAUCGCUGGAGGACCGUCAAAGCGCACGGGACUGCUGUCGGUCUUCCCAGCGACGCCGACAUGGGGAACAGCGAAGUCGGGCACAAUGCAAUGGGUGCUGGCAAGGUCAUCAGCCAAGGGGCUGCGCUUGUGGACAACGCUCUGGCUAAUGGCAACAUCUUUACGGAUGCCGGUUUCGAGUAUAUCAAGGAGACCUUCGACAACGGGGGCACGCUCCAUCUGAUCGGGUUGCUGAGCGACGGUGGGGUUCACUCCCGCUACGAUCAGUUGGAGCUUUUCAUGAGAGGCGCACACGAGAGGGGUGCCAACAAGAUUCGUGUGCAUCCUCUCACGGACGGUCGCGACGUACCCGACGGCUCGUCUGUGCAAUUCGUCGAGCAGCUUGAGAAGGAUCUCGCGGAUUUGCGCGCCAAGGGAUGUGAUGCAAGGAUAGCCUCCGGCGGUGGCCGCAUGCAUGUAACCAUGGACAGAUACGAGGCCGAUUGGAAGAUUGUUGAGCGUGGCUGGCACGCGCACGUCCUGGGCGAAGCUCCUCACAAGUUCCAGAGCGCUUUGGAGGCCCUCGUGGAGUUGAAGAAGGCGGAUCCGAAGACCAAUGACCAGUACUACCCUCCUUGGGUGAUCGUGGACAAGGACGGCGAGGCUGUGGGUCCUGUGCAGGAUGGAGAUGCCGUUGUCAUUUUCAACUUCCGCGCCGAUCGAGUGGUGGAGUUGAGCAAAGCGUUCGAGUAUCCUGACUUCGACAAAUUCGACCGGGUCAGGUACCCUAAAGUCCACUUCGUCGGCAUGAUGCAAUACGACGGCGAUCUUAAGCUGCCGGCGAGGUACCUCGUAACCCCGCCAGUCAUUGAAAAGACGUCAGGAAUAUACCUUGUCAAGAACGGUGUCAGGACUUUCGCCUGCAGUGAGACGCAGAAGUUUGGCCACGUGACGUUUUUCUGGAACGGGAAUCGAUCUGGAAAGCUCGACGAUAAGCUCGAAACGUAUUUCGAAGUCCCAAGCGACCUGUGUCCGUUCAACGAGAAGCCGCUGAUGAAAGCCAGGGAGAUUCGGGAUGCGGCCAAAGCAGCUAUACUGUCGGGGAAGCACGAUUACAUUCGUAUCAACUUCGCCAAUGGGGAUAUGGUGGGCCACACGGGUGUCUUCGAUGCCGUACUCGACGCUUGCUCGGUUGUCGACGAGUGUGUAAAGGAUCUUGUGGACGCAAUCGACAGCGUAGGCGGCUCCUACAUGAUUACUGCCGAUCAUGGGAACGCGGACGACAUGGUUCAGAGGAACAAGAAGAAUGAACCUCUUCGUGACGAGAAGGGGAAUCCGCUGCCACUUACCUCACACACUUUGGCACCGGUGCCUGUCAUGAUCGGUGGUCCAGCUCUGCCCUCCAAUGUGCGCUUCAGGAGGGAUCUCCCCAAGGCCGGUUUGGCGAAUAUAACUGCAACCUUCAUGAAUAUGUUGGGCUUUGAGGCCCCUUCCGAUUAUGAGCCGAGUUUGCUUGAAGUUGUAAGGUUGUAGGUAGUUGGUAUUUGUUGUAUUUUUCAAGUUAUGCAGAGAUGAACGGGCUAUUUGAGUUGCUCUCCCUGUUUGCUUGGUCAAGGGCUGCUGGAAGAGCGUACAACGCGUUCAGGUUAGGUCAGGCAAUUACCAGUAGGUAGGGAAAAUGCGAUAGAUAGAGUAUCAUAGAGUGUAUUUCUUGCAUGUCCUCGACACAUGCCUUCAGAGGUAGGGAAAAUGUGGUAGAUAGAGAGUAUUUCUUGCAGGUCGUCGUUACAUGACUUUGAAUUUCUGAAGGGUUUUCUCAAUGAUGUGCCGGAUGUGUGGCAUGUCAGUGUUUAUGGGAAGCUCUAAUUCUGUGGUGGCAAAUGUGUCAGGAAGGCGGGGAUGCUUACGGUGCUUGGUUGCCGUUGUUCUUGUGCUGGCUGUUUGCCUAUGACCAGCCUUUUUGGAAGGCCGGGGCAUUCUCUGUCCCAUUAUAAGUUUCUGUGGUUUUUUUUUUUUUUUAAUCCCUUUUGCUUUCGUGAGAUACGCUGGUUUUCUGUAAGAGAUUAUCGGCCUCAAGGCCCUCCUUUCGGCUCUCCGGUGCAAGACAUGUUUGUGCUGGUGUUGUUUUAGUUCUCCCACGUGCGAUGUUACAUCG
Chara braunii is the source of this 2568-nucleotide messenger RNA. Lineage: Eukaryota; Viridiplantae; Streptophyta; Charophyceae; Charales; Characeae. The record is from the annotation of a GenBank genome assembly.